CAUAACCCUUAGGAUUGCAGUCUCUUUCUGUUUCGAUGGCGAGCACCGAUCCGGAGCACAGAGAAGAGGAAGAAGUCGCCGCCGGUGAGGAUGAAGACACCGGAGCACAGGUCGCCCCGAUCGUCAAGCUAGAAGAAGUCGCCGUGACCACCGGCGAAGAAGAUGAAGACGCCAUCCUCGAUCUGAAAGCCAAGCUCUACCGAUUCGAUAAGGACGGGAAUCAGUGGAAGGAGAGAGGCGCUGGUACGGUGAAGCUCUUGAAGCACAAGGAAUCGGGCAAAGUUCGGCUCGUUAUGAGGCAAUCGAAGACCCUUAAGAUCUGCGCCAACCAUCUAGUUCUGCCGACUAUGUCGGUUCAGGAGCACGCGGGGAACGACAAGUCUUGCGUUUGGCAUGCCGCGGAUUUUGCUGAUGGCGAAUUGAAGGAUGAAUUCUUCUGUAUUAGAUUUGCAUCUAUUGAGAAUUGCAAAACCUUCAAGGAAAUGUUCCAAGAAGUGGCUGAAUCUCAACAAAAGAAAGAGGAAAGCAAAGAUGCAUCUGCUGCUGCUGGGCUGCUGGAGAAGUUAAGUGUGGAAGAUAAGAAAACUGAUGAGUCAGACAGUAAAAAGGUGUCUGAUGCAGCCAAGGAGAAGGAAUCUGAAAAUGAGCCUGCAAAAACAGAUGAUGCUGAUAAGAAGGGCGAGGAGCCUGUUUCUUCAACUUAAGCGCCUUUGUCUCAAUACGGUAUCAGUGAUCUUGAUGAUUUUGCAAGGUUAAUCGUCUAACCUUGUUUGCUGCCCUUAUUCAUAAGCUCUACCUAGUUAGUUAAACAUGGUGGACCUUUUGAUUUCCGGGCGAGAACAGCAGUGUGGGUUUGUCAGUCUGUCAUUGAAGUCUUGGCCGGUAUUCGGCAAAAUCUGGGUCGUUUUCUCUUGUCAUGGUUGUGUUGUCCUGGUUCAGGUUCCCCCGCGCCAACCCCCCCCCCCCACCUCC
Molecule: messenger RNA, 972 nt
Organism: Diospyros lotus (date-plum)
Lineage: Eukaryota; Viridiplantae; Streptophyta; Magnoliopsida; Ericales; Ebenaceae
Product: ran-binding protein 1 homolog a-like
Exons: 4
Coding region: 36-704 (222 amino acids)
Biological process (GO): nucleocytoplasmic transport
Cellular component (GO): nuclear pore; cytoplasm
Molecular function (GO): GTPase activator activity
Source: RefSeq, a predicted model, not a curated record